AGUUGUGUUCAAAAAAAAAAUAAUAAAACAAACAGAGACAUUUUCGCCGCACAGAAGUGUUCCAGGAAAUCGGCUGGGAAUCGCACCGGAGGAUUUGCUUUAUGUGGCUGGCGACGUCUUGUUCAUGUGACCAUGUCUGCGUGGAUGACAGCAGUAACUCUUGGUUUGGUGGCUCAGUGCCUGGCUCAGCGCUCAGAGCCCAUGUUUGUAUCUGUCACUCAGAGUGUGCUGCCCCCUGACUAUGAGAACAACCCCACUCAGCUGAAUUAUGGCAUGGCUGUCACUGAUGUGGAUGGCGAUGGGGACCUGGAAAUAUUUGUGGCUGGAUACAAUGGCCCGAACCUGGUGCUGAAGUAUGAUAAAGCAAAGAAGAGGUUAAUAAACAUUGCUGUAGACAACCGCAGUUCGCCGUACUAUGCUCUCAGAGACCGACAGGGGAAUGCAAUUGGAGUCACAGCAUGUGACAUAGAUGGUGAUGGGAGGGAGGAGAUCUACGUUCUCAACUCUAACAAUGCUUUCUCUGGUCGUGCAACAUACACUGAUAAGCUCUUCAAGUUUCGCAACGGACGUUUUGAGGAUCUCCUAAACGAUGAGAUAAAUGAACAGAGAGAUGUGGCAAAUCGAAUGGCAGGUCGUUCUGUAGCUUGUGUGGAUAGAAAGGGAACAGGGCGCUAUGCAAUCUACAUUGCCAACUACGCCAGCGGGAACGUGGGGCCGCAUGCGCUGAUUGAAAUGGAUGAAAGUGCCAGCGACCUGUCCAUGGGGAUUAUUGCGCUGUCCAACGUGGCAGAGCAGGCUGGAGUCAACAAGUUUACGGGAGGACGUGGGGUCGUGGUGGGGCCCAUACUCAGCCAGACCCUUCCUGAUAUAUUCUGUGACAACGAAUACAGCCCCAACUUUCUGUUCCGCAACAACGGAGAUGGGACGUUUACAGAUGUGGCUGCGCAAGCAGGAGUUGAGGACCCAAUGCAGCAUGGCCGUGGAGUAGCUCUAGCUGAUUUUAAUCGGGAUGGAAAGACGGACAUUGUGUACGGCAACUGGAAUGGGCCACAUCGUCUAUUCCUGCAAUUAAACAAUAACCGCAAACACAGAUUCAAGGACAUCGCCACGCAGAAGUUUUCCAUGCCAUCUCCAGUGCGCACGGUCAUCGUAGCAGACUUUGACAGUGACAAUGAGCUGGAGGUCUUUUUCAACAACAUUGCAUAUAGAGGAUCAUCAGCCAACAGACUUUUUAGGGUUUCUCGAAGAGAAAAUUCAGACCCACAUAUAGAGGAACUAAACAUUGGCGAAGCAGCAGAACCAGAAGGGAGAGGAACAGGAGCUACUGUGACUGAUUUUGAUGGAGAUGGGCAGUUAGAUCUGCUGGUAACGCAUGGCGAGAGUGCAGCACAGCCUAUCUCUGUGUACCGAGUGAACCAAGGAUCAUCUAACAGAUGGCUCCGUGUGAUUCCACGCACUCAGUUUGGGGCUUUUGCUCGAGGAGCCAAAGUGGUUGUGUACACUAAAAGAAAUGGUGUUCACACACGUAUCAUCGAUGGAGGCUCCGGAUACCUGUGUGAAAUGGAACCUGUAGCUCACUUUGGACUUGGGAAAGACGUGGCCACCAAUGUGGAGGUGUACUGGCCAGAUGGACGCUCUAUGGCCAAACCAUUGGAGCCCAGUGACCUGAACACGGUUAUGGAGAUCAACUAUCCAACAUCUGAGGAGGAAGCGACCCCAGCAGUCGAAAUUGAGUGUGGACAUGGAUUAUUUGUUAGUGAGAAUGGCCGUUGCACUGAUCAGGAUGAGUGUACACAAUUUCCCUCUGUGUGUCCUCGUGAGCGUCCUGUCUGUACCAAUACAUACGGGAGCUUCAAGUGCCGCUCGAAGAAGAAGUGUAACCAGGGCUAUGAGUCCAACGAUGAAGGAUCAGCCUGUGUGGCUCAAGUUGCAUAUUUUGAGGAAAACAGAUCUUCUGCUUUCAAACAGUGGCCUUCUCACUUCUGGUUACUGUCUCUACUUCUGCUUACUCUGCUCACUAUCUGACCCGCUGAUGGCUCUCUUCUUCCAAGUCAUCAUCAUUACAUCUCCUCUGCUGUGCAUUUUCUCUCCUGUAUAUUGGGAGUUGACUGUAAACUGAACUCUCUGUGGACUCCCAGCUCUCACCGUGACCCCUGCUGUGUCUCAUUUUCUGCUCUAAUACUUGUAGAAUAGACACUGUGCAUGCCCACAUGAACUUACAGGAGUUUUAAAGAAGAAAGCAUUUUAAAAAGAGUUCAAGAAAA
Messenger RNA from Tachysurus vachellii, 2264 nucleotides. RefSeq names its product cartilage acidic protein 1b (gene crtac1b). Lineage: Eukaryota; Metazoa; Chordata; Actinopteri; Siluriformes; Bagridae. The coding region runs from base 133 to 2025 and encodes 630 amino acids. The transcript is spliced from 15 exons. Gene Ontology annotation, biological process: axonal fasciculation. Gene Ontology annotation, molecular function: calcium ion binding. The record is from RefSeq and is a predicted model, not a curated record.